GGGAUAAGGUUGAGCCUGCCGCCUGGCCGUUAGAUACCAGGGUCCAGCUAACUUCACCGGUAAACUAUGCCCGGAAAAUGUAAAUUCCAGGACUCCUGGCUCUCAAAGACAAUUUACAAGGACUGGCUUGUUAAGGACGUCCAAGACAUUCACUUCGCCCGAUGCAGGGCCUGUUGUAAAUCAAUCAAACUUCAGACCAUGGGCGAGGCUGCUCUCACCAGCCACGCAGGGGGAGCUGGCCACAAAGCAGCCGUACGCAAGCUAAUGGAAGCAGGCAAUGUAAUGCUGAUUAAUGCCGCUGGGCAGAUAAAUGGCAGCGUCAAUCAGACGGAGGACAGCAAGGAGCAAAUGGCCAUCUGCCUCCAGCGUGACGCCUUGGACAGAAUAACGGGCAGCGACUGGUCCAAUCUGCACCAGAGCCCCACUACAAACUCCACCUACCAUAAUGCCGAGCUACAGGAUGUGACAUUUGCUGCUUACUUCACAGCACCAGGCAGGUACCGGCUCAACAACCAGCGUCUCCAGCUGACAGGCAGCGAGGCGGAGGACGCGACUCGCGGCCCGACUCGGCACUACUCGGCAGACCUGUCGAGACAGGAGCAGCAGCAGAGAGUAGAAGCUCUGGAGCAGCAGCAGCAGAUGAAGAUCCUGGAGUGGGAGAACAGGAUGAAGGUGCUGGCGUGGGAGCAGGAGCUGGUGAAGGAGAAGAGGAGAGUAGCUCGGCAGAAGGAGAAGGCCUUCAGGAUGAAGAAGGCUUACUACAAAGCCAAGCUAAAGAGGAUGGGCGAGGACCUGCCGCCAUCUUCCUCCAGCAGCAGUGAUGAAGACGAGAAAACGUCUGAUCCGACAGGAUGAACUGUUUUAACUGCUGGUUUCAUUCUUGUAUUUCUUUUGUCUAUAUGCCAUGGAACUGUUACUAUUACUUUUAUACAUUGGUUUGUAUUUCAAUGCAUAAAAAGAUUCAAAGUUGCUUUUAAUUAGAUAUUCUUGGAUACAUGGAUGUGCUAUGACGCAGAUAAACAUCUUGUAGAAAAGCCUCUGAACCGUGUAAAAGGGUUGAGAUCAAAAUCCAAAUCUGUUGUUCAUCACAAUGGGUCUUCAGUCUUCAAACGUACAUGAUGUGAGGUUGAUAGUGUAUGUAAAGGCCGUAGCCUUAUUCUAGGAAGAACAGCAGUUUUAAGAAUGUAUUGAGAAUUACAUUUGCAGAUGUAGAAUUUGAAAUUACGUUCAUAAAUGGACAAUCUAAUCAUUUUACUUGCAUAGCUCCUUUUGCAUGUUCACAUGAGUGUGUAUACUUAUAACAUUAGUCUUUGCUUUGUGAAUAAAAAGAUAUUGCAUUUGGUACAGAGUUGGAGAUGACUACAGGCAGGUGACAACUACACACACGUGGCCAAAAGUACAGUAUGUAGCUGCAAUGGCCGCCUCUGCUGAAUUUUUGGACUGGGCAGCGGGGAUUUGCUAUAAAAGCAUCAACAGCUAUAUUAGUAUAGUUAUGUGCUGUAACUAUUUCGGAGCUUUAGAGGUGCUGGCAGGCUAGCGGUCUCCCCCUGCUUCCAGCUAAACCAAGCUCAUUGCAGAGACAACAGUGCUACUGAUCUUCAUAUCCAACUCGUCAAAACAAAUGUAAGCAAAAUAUCUCUGUCAUCCUUAUGUGUUACAGCAAACAUUGCUUUGUAUUUUACUAAUACAAACCUGUCUCAUGGAGCUGCGACUAACUCAUAUUAUUACAAAUCUGACAGGAGCAUUGAUCAGUAUUUGUUUCAGCCCUUGCAGGUCUUAAUCUAAAGUUUACUCAAGGGCUGGUUAUAUUGUCUCGGCCGGUGCUUUCGUUUUUGCUGAGAGUCAGCAGAGGUGGCACCUGAACAUCUCCGACGCCUCUGAAUGUGACAGAACAAAACAUGUCCGAGAGAAAGAGGCCUCCAGAAAAACGUGUCCCUCUGUCAGGACGUUUCCUCUGCUCAGUUUUUUUGCUCAUAAAAAUGUCUGUUCUCAUGAAUAUGAAACAGCACACGCAGAAUAAAUAUAAACACAGCCGUGUAGGAAUGUCAUUUUUUUUAAUGUCCAACAUUUCUCUUGUUUCCGUGGUAACGGAAACAGCUGUUUCCAUGCCGCCGCCGUCCCCUUGACGACGGCGGGUUAGAAGGCAUCCCAUUAUUAACACGCAAGCUAGCAAAGACGAUCUCGCAUCCCUCCUUCUACUCUCCCUGACUAUCUCUCGGUUUCUUUCCUUCGGUCACUUCCCCACUUUUUUUUUUUUUUUUAAACAGAGCACAUUUUAAUCUCAACUCCGUUUUUUUUUUGUCUCCUCUCACUUGUGUGACGAAGCAGAUUAACCUGAAGCUGGAUACUGACUGUUAGGUAUAAAAGCACACCUUACCAGUUCAAGACUUGAUGUUGUGGAUGUGAUGCUUCAGCCUUGAAUCUAUAACAGUGACCAGGGAGGAAAAUGGUUUGAUUUAGGACAUAUCUGCAUUAUUUACACCCAGUAUUCAACUUUGAGUUUAGAGAUGUUGAUGCUCUGUCUGGGGAGGAUAAAUGCACCUACACAAGUUUGUUUGUUCAAAUCUUCCCACAUUUAACCUCCGUGAUUGGAUGAAGAAACCAAAUCAAAUGCCGAAAAGCAAAGUGUCUUGCAUCACACUGUAAACAGAGACAUUUGUAUCUUUACAUUGCUGUCUCCUCUUGUCCUCCAUCUGUGAAUUUGUUGCAGCGAGAGACUCCGAUUAUAAGAAACAGAACAAAGGGAACAUUUGGACAAAAAAA
Messenger RNA from Etheostoma spectabile (orangethroat darter), 2763 nucleotides. It is a transcript of the gene fsbp, whose product is annotated as fibrinogen silencer binding protein. The transcript is spliced from 4 exons. Lineage: Eukaryota; Metazoa; Chordata; Actinopteri; Perciformes; Percidae. Bases 67 to 855 code for a protein of 262 amino acids. The record is from RefSeq and is a predicted model, not a curated record.